Molecule: messenger RNA, 208 nt
Organism: Paramecium octaurelia
Lineage: Eukaryota; Ciliophora; Oligohymenophorea; Peniculida; Parameciidae
Source: the annotation of a GenBank genome assembly
CUAAAAAAUAUGAAAAUUGCAAACCAACCUAAGAUAUUAUUACAUGUAGAGGCACUCGCUAAAACGUAACAGAAUUUAGGAGGUUCAUAAUACGCAUUCACAAACAGAGCCUGCAUCAGUCAAAUACUCUUCUGCACAACCUGCAUUUUUGAAUUGAACAAAUGGAAAGGCAUUUAAAGGAGAUAUGGAUUACAAACUUUAUGAAUUA